CUUGACGCGCGGUCGCGGUGGCUCAUGCCUGUAAUCCUAGCACUCGGGAAGGCACAGGCGGGAUCGCUUGAGCUCAAGAGUAGACCAGCCUGAGCAACAAGCGAGACCCCGAGACCCCGAAAAUUAGACGGGCGAGGUGGCACGCGCCGAUAGUCCCAGCUACUCCGACGGCUGAGGCAGGAUCGCUUAAGCCCAGGAGCUGGUGAUUGCGGUUAAGUUAUGAUGACGCCAUUCCACCCUAGCCUGGGCAACGGAGCAAGACCUUGUCCCUAAAAAGAAAAAAAGACAGAGAUCCUUGCCGAGAAAAGAGCAGUUUUUGUUCAGGCGACAGGUGGCGCUGUCUGUGGAGGCUUAGACCCAUUCCCCGCCCUCCGCCCGCUCCCGCUUCUGUGCGCACGCGCGGCUUCGUGGAUUGGCCGCGCGCGGGAGCCGUCAUUCGGUGGCGGGUCCCGGCCGUGGGACUGGCGGGCUGAGAGGAGAAAAGAUGGCGGCAGCGGCGGCUCCUGGUGCGGCCUCUGGGCUGCCGGGUCCGGUGGCACAAGGAUUGAAAGAAGCAUUAGUGGAUACGCUCACCGGGAUCCUGUCCCCAGUGCAGGAGGUGCGGGCGGCUGCCGAGGAACAGAUUAAGGUGCUGGAGGUGACAGAGGAAUUUGGUGUUCACUUAGCAGAACUGACUGUAGAUCCUCAGGGAGCAUUGGCGAUCCGUCAGCUGGCAUCAGUCAUCUUGAAACAAUAUGUGGAGACCCACUGGUGUGCUCAAUCAGAGAAGUUUAGGCCUCCUGAAACUACAGAAAGGGCAAAAAUUGUUAUCCGAGAGUUAUUGCCCAAUGGAUUGAGAGAAUCAAUAAGCAAAGUGCGCUCCAGUGUGGCUUAUGCUGUGUCAGCCAUUGCCCACUGGGACUGGCCUGAAGCUUGGCCCCAGCUCUUCAACCUACUUAUGGAAAUGUUGGUGAGCGGAGACUUAAAUGCUGUCCAUGGAGCCAUGCGUGUGCUGACAGAAUUCACCCGAGAAGUGACAGACACACAGAUGCCACUUGUAGCUCCUGUCAUUCUCCCAGAGAUGUAUAAGAUCUUCACCAUGGCUGAGGUGUAUGGUAUUCGAACCCGUUCCCGAGCUGUGGAGAUUUUUACCACUUGUGCCCAUAUGAUCUGUAACAUGGAGGAGCUGGAAAAGGGUGCAGCCAAAGUCCUGAUCUUUCCUGUGGUGCAGCAGUUCACAGAGGCCUUUGUUCAGGCACUCCAGAUACCAGAUGGCCCCACAUCUGACAGUGGGUUUAAGAUGGAGGUCUUAAAGGCAGUGACAGCCCUAGUGAAAAACUUCCCAAAGCACAUGGUGUCCUCCAUGCAGCAGAUUCUACCUAUUGUCUGGAACACCCUAACUGAGAGUGCAGCUUUUUAUGUGAGGACAGAAGUAAAUUACACAGAAGAAGUAGAAGAUCCUGUGGAUUCUGAUGGUGAAGUCCUGGGCUUUGAAAAUCUUGUCUUUAGCAUUUUUGAAUUUGUCCAUGCUCUACUAGAAAAUAGCAAAUUCAAAAGCACUGUUAAGAAAGCCUUGCCUGAAUUGAUUUACUAUAUUAUCUUGUACAUGCAAAUCACAGAGGAACAGAUUAAAGUAUGGACAGCUAACCCUCAACAGUUUGUAGAAGAUGAAGAUGAUGAUACUUUCUCCUACACUGUUAGAAUUGCAGCUCAAGACCUGUUGCUGGCUGUGGCCACAGAUUUCCAGAAUGAAAGUGCAGCAGCCCUGGCUGCAGCAGCUACUAGGCAUUUACAAGAAGCUGAGCAAACCAAAAACAGUGGCACUGAGCAUUGGUGGAAGAUCCACGAGGCAUGCAUGCUUGCCCUAGGCUCAGUGAAGGCCAUCAUCACUGACAGUGUGAAAAAUGGCAGGAUUCAUUUUGACAUGCAUGGGUUCCUGACCAAUGUCAUCCUUGCAGACCUCAACCUUUCAGUGUCUCCUUUCCUCUUGGGCCGGGCACUUUGGGCUGCUAGUCGGUUCACUGUUGCUAUGUCCCCUGAGCUGAUCCAGCAGUUCCUACAGGCAACAGUUAGUGGCCUUCAUGAGACACAACCCCCAUCAGUUCGAAUUUCUGCUGUGAGAGCUAUCUGGGGUUAUUGUGACCAACUGAAAGUCUCAGAGAGUACCCACGUGCUCCAGCCUUUCCUCCCCAGCAUCCUUGACGGCUUAAUUCACCUAGCAACCCAGUUCAGCUCAGAAGUUCUCAACCUGGUGAUGGAGACCCUAUGCAUCGUUUGUACAGUAGACCCAGAAUUCACAGCAAGCACGGAAAGCAAAAUCUGCCCCUUCACCAUCGCCAUUUUCCUAAAGUACAGUAAUGAUCCUGUUGUCGCCUCACUGGCUCAAGACAUCUUUAAAGAGCUGUCCCAGAUUGAAGCCUGUCAGGGCCCAAUGCAGAUGAGGCUGAUUCCCACCCUGGUCAGCAUAAUGCAGGCCCCAGCAGACAAGAUCCCUGCAGGACUCUGUGCAACAGCCAUUGAUAUCCUGACCACAGUAGUACGGAAUACAAAGCCUCCCCUUUCUCAACUCCUCAUCUGCCAAGCUUUUCCUGCUGUGGCACAGUGUACCCUUCACACAGAUGACAAUGCCACCAUGCAGAAUGGUGGAGAGUGCUUGCGGGCCUAUGUGUCAGUGACUCUGGAGCAGGUAGCCCAGUGGCAUGACGAGCAGGGCCACAAUGGGCUGUGGUAUGUGAUGCAAGUGGUGAGCCAGCUCCUGGACCCCCGCACCUCAGAGUUCACUGCAGCCUUUGUGGGCCGCCUCGUGUCCACCCUCAUCUCUAAAGCAGGACGGGAGCUGGGUGAGAAUCUAGACCAGAUUCUUCGUGCCAUCCUCAGUAAGAUGCAGCAGGCAGAGACGCUCAGUGUCAUGCAGUCUCUGAUCAUGGUGUUCGCUCAUCUGGUGCACACUCAGCUGGAACCUCUCUUAGAGUUCUUGUGUAGCCUCCCAGGCCCUACUGGCAAACCUGCCCUGGAGUUUGUGAUGGCUGAGUGGACGAGCCGGCAGCAUCUCUUCUAUGGACAGUAUGAAGGCAAAGUUAGCUCUGUGGCACUGUGUAAACUGCUCCAACAUGGCAUCAAUGCAGAUGACAAACGGCUACAGGAUAUCCGUGUGAAGGGAGAGGAGAUCUACAGCAUGGAUGAGGGCAUCCGCACCCGCUCUAAGUCAGCCAAAAACCCAGAGCGCUGGACAAACAUUCCUUUGCUGGUGAAGAUCCUAAAGCUGAUCAUCAAUGAGCUCUCCAACGUCAUGGAGGCCAAUGCCGCUCGCCAGGCCACUCCUGCAGAGUGGAGUCAAGAUGACUCCAAUGAUAUGUGGGAAGAUCAGGAGGAAGAGGAGGAGGAGGAAGAGGAUGGUUUAGCUGGCCAACUUUUAUCUGACAUUCUUGCUACAAGUAAAUAUGAGGAGGAUUACUAUGAGGAUGAUGAGGAAGAUGACCCCGAUGCCCUGAAGGAUCCUCUCUAUCAGAUUGAUCUACAGGCAUAUCUCACAGACUUCCUCUGCCAGUUUGCGCAGCAGCCCUGCUACAUAAUGUUCUCAGGCCACCUUAAUGACAAUGAGAGGCGAGUUCUACAGACCAUCGGUAUCUAAAAAGGGGAGCCUUUCUACAUUUGCUCCUUCUCCUGGCCAAGCCUCAAACUGUUUUGCAGCCUUCACUCACUUUGAGAUGUACUUUCUUCUCAACCUGGGGUGGCAUCCUGACCCUUGGCCUUUGGCCCCUGCAGAGUGACACUGAUGACAACUCAUACCAAGCUCGCCAGUGCCAUUACUUAGGAAUCCUGGAACAAAGGACAUUCCUCAAAGUCCCCCUGAAGACAUCUCAUCUCUACAACCUUGUUUCUCCCCACCUUUAUCCCUACCUCUGUUCCUAGAGUCUUCUGCUGGCCAGCCCAGAAACAUUAUUACCCAGAAGGAUUAUGUGUUGAUGGAUUAUUUUGCUCUGCCUCGGGAGCACAGGACGUCACUACCAUUUAUAUUCUAAAACAGACCUAUCUACUUACAUAGGAUAUCUGACAUGCUCAGAUAGGAAUCCUCUUGAGAGAUUGUUAUGCUUUCUGCCCUUGACUCGCGAUGCUCCAGGUUCUCAGGAGGAACAAACGGGAACAGUUGCAUUCUAAACCCUUUCCAGUGACCUCUUUGCCUUGCUUCCCUUCUACAACACUAAGGUUCCUCUGUCAGAGGAAGUCAUUUUCUUGUUUUUGCCUCAUUGCAUGACACAGCCCCUCCCCCCAAACUGUUCCUAUAUAUACAUGUACACACACAAAAUAAGCCAGACAGAUGGCACUUUGUUUUUCCUUUUUUAGAAAAAAAAAAAAAAAAGGGAAAAAAGGACUUUUUAAAAAUCCACCUGACCCAACUAUAUUUAAUAUGCCUCUCCCACACAUUACCACAAAGUCUGAUAUUCAGAGUAUCCCCUCUCCCUCAGGAAUCCUCUAAAGUGGUUAAGUUGUAGACCUCAAAUUUGCAAUGUGUAUUUUUCUAGGACAGUAAAGUAAUCUUUACAAAUGAA
This is a messenger RNA of Nycticebus coucang (slow loris), 4529 nucleotides long. It is a transcript of the gene IPO9, whose product is annotated as importin 9. Gene Ontology annotation, cellular component: nuclear envelope; cytosol. The coding region runs from base 485 to 3610 and encodes 1041 amino acids. Gene Ontology annotation, biological process: protein import into nucleus. The transcript is spliced from 24 exons. The record is from RefSeq and is a predicted model, not a curated record. NCBI's taxonomy places the organism in Eukaryota, Metazoa, Chordata, Mammalia, Primates, Lorisidae. Gene Ontology annotation, molecular function: small GTPase binding.